Molecule: messenger RNA, 1404 nt
Organism: Paraphaeosphaeria sporulosa
Lineage: Eukaryota; Fungi; Ascomycota; Dothideomycetes; Pleosporales; Didymosphaeriaceae
Product: FAD/NAD(P)-binding domain-containing protein
Exons: 2
Coding region: 81-1391 (436 amino acids)
Biological process (GO): secondary metabolite biosynthetic process
Molecular function (GO): monooxygenase activity; FAD binding
Source: RefSeq, a predicted model, not a curated record
UAGGAAAAGGGUAUCAAACACAUCAGUCGCAAAACAACCAAAACCGAACACCGAACGAAACCGAACUAAAAAGUAAACAGAUGGGCUCAAUGACAUACCAACGCCUUCCAACGCCCCAUAACCCGCCUUUAACGGCAAUCGUCAUAGGUGCCGGCCUCGGCGGCUGCGCCGCCGCCCUCGCCCUGCACCACCACGGGCACACGGUCCUCUGCGUCCUCGAUAAAGUGCGCUCCUUCUCCCGGCUAGGCGACUCGCUCGGCCUCGGCCAAAACGCCUUCGAUCUCCUCGCCAAAUGGGGCUGCGACGUCGAGCAGAUCAAACGCAUCGGGAACCAGGCGCCGGACAUGACAAUCCGGCGCUGGGGCGAUGGGAAGGAGCUUGCGAAACAACCACUGAUGGAUAUGGCGGGGUAUAUUGGGCAUCGCGGAGAUUACCAUGACGUGUUUCUCGGGUGGGUGAGGGAGAGGGGAAUCGACAUCAGGAUGGGGAGCGAGGUUGUUGGGUUCGAGGAUGGCGAGGCGCAGGCGGGUGUGGUGCUUAAGUCGGGCGAGGUGAUGAGGGCGGAUGUCGUGGUUGCGGCCGACGGGAUAAAGAGUCUUGCGCGGCCGCUGGUGCUGGGGAGUCUGGACGAGCCUGUGUCGUCCGGGUAUGCGUGUUUUCGGGCCUUUUUCCGACCGAGCGAGGGCCAGAGGAGGGAUGAGAGGCUGAACAAGUACUUGAAAGAUGGGGAUUGUGUGAAUUUCUGGAUCGGGCCCGAUCUCCACCUCGUGCAGAAUACGCUGCGGGGUGGCGAGGAGUUCAACUGGAUUCUUACACACAAAGACGAGGGGGACGUACCGGAGAGCUGGUUCCAGGAGGGUGAUAUGGAAGAGGUGCGGAGGUUAGCGCAGACGCUUGAUCCGGAGAUUCGCGGGAUAGUGGAAGCGACGGAUCGGUGUCUUGACUGGAAGAUAUGCUAUCGAGAGCCGCUGGGGAGCUGGGUGAGUCCGGAGAAUCAUCGAAUUGCGCUGCUGGGGGAUAGCUGCCAUGCGCAUUUGCCGACGAGUGCGCAAGGGGCGAGUCAGGCGGUCGAGAGCGCAGGGUGUUUGGCGGUGUGCUUGAAUAAAAUACGGAGUAAAGACGAAGUGAAAAUCGCCACAAGAGCGUACGAGAAGCUAAGAUUUCCGAGGACGAGAGCGAGUCAGACGAAUGGAGAGGAUCUGAGGGAUCGGUGGCAUAGUGCGUUGAAGGGUGUUGAAGAGGACAAGGUGAUUGAUCCCGAGAGUGUGAAAAUUAGGAACAGGUGGUUGUAUGCUUUUGAUGCCGAGGAAGACGCUAUUAAGAGGUGGGACGAUGUACGACAAACGGUGGACAACGAGUUCGCGAGCGGUGGCAUAAAGCCGCUGUGCUGAAGAUGCCAGAUAU